AUGGAGACCUGCUGGUGUGUGUUCUUCCUUGCAACGUUCACCGUGGCAACCACGGGAGCGGUUUCUUGGAGCGCCAGGGAAGUGGACGCCGCCAUGGAGAUAGCUCGGGAAUCCUUGGAGGCAUACGCGGAGGCCCACUCGGCGCGCGUGCGCCGAGACACAGCUGAGGCUGGCCGUGCGGGCGGCUGCCCAUUCGCCUCACUGCGCCACCAGCACAGCCGGCGAGCGACCGAGGAAGCCGUGGAGCUCGCCCGAGUGGCAGAGCUCUUCGAGGAGACCACCAGGGAGCUGCUGAGGAGCUCCGGGGAAACCUGGAGCGAAGACGUUGUCGAGAGGCUGGCAGCGACGGACAUCAGCUCGACAGCGCUGUCCGGCUUCUGCCCGCUCACGAAUAUCACCUGCAACUCGGCCAGGAGGUACCGCGAAGCCGACGGGAGGUGCAACAACCUUCAAAACCCGGGAUGGGGCUCAGCGAAUUCUUGCAUGAAUCGCUUGCUUCCCCCAGCCUAUCAGGACGGUGUCAGUUCUCCACGUGUGGCAGCCGACGGUAGUCCGUUACCCAACGCUCGCAAGAUCUCGUACACGGUUCACCCGAACGUAAGCAACCCUGCCACCGACAUCACGCACAUGGUGAUGCAGCUGGGACAGUUCAUCGAUCAUGACUUCGCCCUGGCGCCUCUCAUGCCCGAUCCAGGGGAGAUCGUCGACCUCGGAAAUCCCAACAACGUCAUCGAUUGCUGCUCUCCAGGAAGACGCAACGCAUCAAAUUGCUUCUCCUUCGACAUUCCUUCGGACGAUCCCUUCUACGCUCCUUUCAACCAGACUUGCAUGAACCUUCCUCGCUCAGCUCCGUGCACGCGCUGCACGCUGGAGCGUGAUACCGCUGUCACCUGA
Molecule: messenger RNA, 894 nt
Organism: Rhipicephalus sanguineus (brown dog tick)
Lineage: Eukaryota; Metazoa; Arthropoda; Arachnida; Ixodida; Ixodidae
Product: chorion peroxidase
Exons: 7
Coding region: 1-894 (297 amino acids)
Biological process (GO): response to oxidative stress
Molecular function (GO): peroxidase activity; heme binding
Source: RefSeq, a predicted model, not a curated record